Messenger RNA from Pseudovirgaria hyperparasitica, 381 nucleotides. RefSeq lists its product as uncharacterized. The coding region runs from base 1 to 381 and encodes 126 amino acids. The transcript has a single exon. The record is from RefSeq and is a predicted model, not a curated record. NCBI's taxonomy places the organism in Eukaryota, Fungi, Ascomycota, Dothideomycetes, Acrospermales, Acrospermaceae.
AUGUCAUACACAGUGCCCCCAAACUCGUAUUUGGCUGCUGACGGCCGCGUCUAUUCCAACGACCAUUUAUACGUUCUCGAGAACAACCGUUGGGUCCCCUGCACGCAAUCAGGAGCCAAUAGCGCAUCAACGCAGCCAUCUGGAACUGUGGUCGGGACUGUUUCUGCUCAAGACAUUGCUGCAGCCAUACAGGCGCAGUGGGAAGGUUCAGUGGCUGCCACACAGAUGUCACCGCAUCAAACACCUGGACUGAACUGGCGGCCAACAGGGGAGCCAGCCGUGCCAGCUUUUGAUCUCGAUCCAAGCAUUCGAGCGGCCAAAGAUCCUUGGAACAAAGCUUUCGUUGCAUCCUUUGAUAGCUUAACAGGUCGCAAAGCCUAG